GCAGGCAUCCUUAAACUCUCACUUAGUGGUUGCUGCUGUGGCUGGGGCAGGCUGGGGGAAGUCCAGGGUUGGAGCCGUCGCUUCUCAGUUUCUCCCUAACUGCCCUGCUCUCCGGGCUCUGGUGUUUGUGCACCGAGUCCUCUGUGUAGCCUUCGUGGGAUGAGUAGAGCUAGCUGACAGGGUUUUUCCAUGACUUUGCUGGGAACGAGCUUUGAGAUCUGGAGCAAGGCUAUCCCUAGAACAUUAGGAUUCUGGAAUAUGAAGAGCUCUGAUGCAGUAAUGGGAAGAGCUAGGUGGUCUAUUAAAAAAAAGAAAGAAAGAAAGAAAAACUCUCGAGAGUUCGUGGUAUUUCCACACCUGCAGCAUCUAAAAGGGAGGUAUCCUUGCCCACCCAAACCCACACACUCACUAGUUGCUGCAGAGUUAGUUUAGGAAGGAGUGGACUUCCAGAGGAUUUGAAUCUCAAUGUCCAUACCCUUGUCUUUGGUGAGACAGAGGUGUAGGGGGAAAAGCGCCCAGCCCAGGGGCUGGCUGACAGUGGACUCAGGGGAAUUGUUUGUUUGUUUCAAUUCGAUCUGGAGUGAGUCAUUGCCACUUGUCAAGGUGAAAUGGCAAAUCUGGGCUUCCUGUGGUUCCGAAAGUCUGUGACUGGAAAUCCACAAGCAAGCUAGUGGUUGAAACUGGUUAAAGGGCAGCAGUAGGUAUUCCAGAAGUGUUCAGGGAUUCUCCAUGAGGGGAAAGGAGAGGUUUAGAAACCUCACCUGUGUCUUCAGCAUUAUUUUUCAAAGGAGACAAUCAUCGAAUAGUUUGAUGAGGACCAAUUUAGUGGCUCUCUUCACCCAUCCUAAGGUAGAAUGGGGAGAGGAGGAAAUAGGUUCUUUUGUCUUUUUCUGUCCUCUCCCUUCCCCCAUCUUCUUCCCCCGUCCCGACUCACUCACAUGCACACACUAACCUUGAAGCCGAUGAGAUUGAGUGACUGGCACUUGGGACCACAGAGAAAUGUCAGAGUGUUUGGUUACAGACUCAAGGAAACCUCCCAUUUUAGAGUGCUCAUUUGAUUUUAAGCAAAAUUUGGGACUCUGAAUCAAGGCAUUGGAUAAAGACAAAAUGGCAUCACCGGCGGACAGCUGUAUUCAGUUCACCCGCCAUGCCAGUGAUGUACUCCUCAACCUUAAUCGCCUCCGGAGCCGUGACAUCUUGACGGAUGUUGUCAUAGUCGUGAGCCGAGAGCAGUUUAGAGCCCAUAAGACAGUCCUCAUGGCCUGCAGUGGCCUCUUCUACAGCAUCUUCACAGACCAGUUGAAAUGCAACCUCAGCGUGAUCAAUCUCGAUCCCGAGAUCAACCCGGAGGGGUUCUGCAUCCUUCUGGACUUCAUGUAUACAUCCCGGCUCAACCUGCGAGAGGGCAACAUCAUGGCUGUGAUGGCCACAGCCAUGUACCUGCAGAUGGAGCAUGUUGUGGACACUUGCCGGAAGUUUAUCAAAGCCAGUGAAGCAGAGAUGGUUCCUGCCAUCAAACCUCCCCGUGAAGAAUUCCUGAACAGUCGGAUGCUGAUGCCCCAGGACAUCAUGGCCUAUCGGGGUCGUGAGAUGGUGGAGAACAACCUGCCACCCAGGAAUGCCCCAGGGUGUGAGAGCAGAGCCUUUGCCCCUGGCCUCUACAGCAGCCUGUCCACACCACCAGCCUCUUAUCCCGUGUACAGCCACCUCCCUGUCAGUAGCUUCCUCUUUUCUGAUGAGGAGCUUCGGGAUGCCCGGAUGCCUGUGGCCAACCCCUUUCCCAAGGAGCGGGCCCUCCCCUGUGAUAGCGCCAGGUCUGUCCCUGGUGAGUACAGCCGGCCAGCCAUGGAGAUAUCCCCCAGCGUGUGCCACAGCACCAUCUACUCGCCCAAGGAGGUGGCCCCAGAGGAGGCACGGAGUGACAUGCACUACAGCGUGGCUGAGGGCCCCAAGCCUGCCGCCCCCUCAGUCCGGAAUGUCCCUUACUUCCCUUGUGAUAAGACCGGCAAGGAGGAGGAGAGGCCCUCCUCAGAGGAUGAGAUUGCCCUGCAUUUCGAGCCUCCCAAUGCACCCCUGAACCGGAAGGGUCUGGUUAGUCCACAGAGCCCCCAGAAGUCCGACUGCCAGCCCAAUUCACCUACGGAGUCCUGCAGCAGCAAGAACGCCUGCAUCCUGCAGACCUCGGGCUCCCCUCCGGCCAAGAGCCCCACUGACCCCAAAGCCUGCAACUGGAAGAAAUAUAAGUUCAUCGUGCUCAACAGCCUCAACCAGAAUGCCAAACCCGAGGGACCUGAGCAGGCCGAGCUCGGCCGCCUUUCCCCUCGCGCCUACACUGCCCCACCAGCCUGCCAGCCGCCCAUGGAGCCCGAAAACCUUGACCUCCAGUCCCCAACCAAGCUCAGCGUCAGCGGGGAGGACUCUACCAUCCCACAGGCCAGCAGGCUCAAUAACAUUGUCAACAGGUCCCUGACAGGCUCCCCCCGAAGCAGCAGCGAGAGCCACUCGCCUCUCUACCUGCACCCUCCCAAGUGCACAUCCUGCGGCUCCCAGUCCCCGCAGCACGCGGAGAUGUGUCUCCACACCGCGGGCCCCACCUUCCCCGAGGAGAUGGGGGAGACCCAGUCUGAGUACUCGGAUUCUAGCUGUGAGAAUGGGGCCUUCUUCUGCAAUGAGUGUGACUGCCGCUUCUCUGAGGAGGCCUCACUCAAGAGGCACACGCUGCAGACCCACAGUGACAAACCCUACAAGUGUGACCGCUGCCAGGCCUCCUUCCGCUACAAGGGCAACCUCGCCAGCCACAAGACCGUCCAUACGGGUGAGAAACCCUAUCGUUGCAACAUCUGUGGCGCCCAGUUCAACCGGCCAGCUAACCUGAAAACCCAUACUCGAAUUCACUCUGGAGAGAAGCCCUACAAAUGCGAAACCUGCGGAGCCAGAUUUGUACAGGUGGCUCAUCUCCGCGCCCAUGUGCUCAUCCACACUGGCGAGAAGCCCUAUCCCUGUGAAAUCUGUGGCACCCGUUUCCGGCACCUUCAGACUCUAAAGAGCCACCUGCGAAUCCACACGGGAGAGAAACCUUACCAUUGCGAGAAGUGUAACCUGCAUUUCCGUCACAAAAGCCAGCUGCGUCUUCACUUGCGCCAGAAGCACGGCGCCAUCACCAACACCAAGGUGCAGUACCGCGUGUCGGCCACUGACCUGCCGCCGGAGCUUCCCAAAGCCUGCUGAAGCAUGGAGUGGUUGAUGCUUUCCAUUCGAGCCCCUUCUCAGAAUCUACCCAAAGGAUACUGUAACACUUUACGAUGUUCAUCCCAUGAUGUAGUGCCUCUUUCAUCCACUAGUGCAAAUCAUAGCUGGGCUGGGGGUGGGGGGAGGGGCAUGGGGACUGGGAGCCAAGACUGCUCCCUUCCCCCACUGCCAUAAAACAUUAAGAAAAUAAUAUUGCUUCUUCUCCUAUGUGUAAGGCAAACCAUGUCAGCAAAAGGCAAAAUCAUUUUAUAGCAUCAAAGUGGGGGAGUUUGCAAAAGUUCUGACUUGACUUAGUCUGCAAAAUGAGGAAUGUAUAUGUUUUGUGGGAACAGAUGUUUCUUUUGUAUGUAAAUGUGCAUUCUUUUAAAGAAAAGACUUCAGUAUGUUAUCAAAGAGAGGGCUUUAAUUUUUUUAACCAAAGGUGAAGGAAUAUAUGGCAGAGUUGUAAAUAUAUAAAUAUAUAUAUAUAAAAUAAAUAUAUAUAAACCUAAAAAAGAUAUAUUAAAAAUAUAAAACCGCGUUAAAGGCUCGAUUUUGUAUCUGCAGGCAGACACGGAUCUGAGAAUCUUUAUUGAGAAAGAGCACUUAAGAGAAUAUUUUAAGUAUUGCAUCUGUAUAAGUAAGAAAAUAUUUUGUCUAAAAUGCCUCAGUGUAUUUGUAUUUUUUUGCAAGUGAAGGUUUACAAUUUACAAAGUGUGUAUUAAAAAAAAAAGAACAAAAAAAGCAGCCGAAGGAAAAAA
This is a messenger RNA of Condylura cristata (star-nosed mole), 3989 nucleotides long. RefSeq names its product B-cell CLL/lymphoma 6 (gene BCL6). The record is from RefSeq and is a predicted model, not a curated record. Bases 1108 to 3228 code for a protein of 706 amino acids. The transcript has 10 exons. Gene Ontology annotation, molecular function: protein binding. NCBI's taxonomy places the organism in Eukaryota, Metazoa, Chordata, Mammalia, Eulipotyphla, Talpidae. Gene Ontology annotation, biological process: regulation of immune system process; negative regulation of transcription by RNA polymerase II; regulation of cytokine production.